Molecule: messenger RNA, 2088 nt
Organism: Kockovaella imperatae
Lineage: Eukaryota; Fungi; Basidiomycota; Tremellomycetes; Tremellales; Cuniculitremaceae
Exons: 4
Coding region: 43-2073 (676 amino acids)
Source: RefSeq, a predicted model, not a curated record
AUUCGACAUUGUUCGUUGUAGACCUAUACUUACUUGACCGCGAUGAGCAGCAUGGUGGCCCAGGCUGGGUCACCGCUCGGGGACUACUUCAAAGAUGAGGGUGAUGAGGUCCAAGCAACUCAGGUGGACUCAGACGAAGGCGAUGUGACUCUCGUCAGCUCAAGGUCAUCUAAUGAUCCAUCUGAUGCGCCAAUACUACCGAAGGGAUGGACAGGUGUGAUUGAUGCUGUUGCUGGACCCUCAAGACAAACUCUUCCGGGCCAAUACGAUGUUCCGGACGAGGAUGCGUUUGCUGAACGGUUCAAGUAUCUGAUAUGUACGAGUGGAGUACUGGAGAAGGACUAUGUUCCGGGUCUGGGUGCACCGACCUCGACGUUGGAAGAAGUUGAACCGGAGCGGAGGGAUGUCUUGUAUAAGAUGAAAGGGGAGAGAUGGGAUAUGGUCUUGGCUGGAGCAGUACUGCUUCUUGCCCUCGCUUGGAUUAGUCCGCUGGCAGGGGCAAGUCUUCUGGGCAUUGCCGCAAGUUGGGUACUUUUGGUCAGAGAAUCUAAUGAUACCCGUCAACCUGCAUACAAUUCCCUUCGAACCUUCCUUACCCUCUCGCAUGAUCUCGACACGGUUAUAGAAUCCGCUCUCGGGAAGCUCAAGCCAAUCGAACCGACUUCUCAUGAGCAGCUGCGGAUAGCCCUCAACCAGACGACCAUCAGGAUGAUCGAUCACCUUGCGGCGGCAACGUCCCAACUUCAAAGCUUUGUAGAUGGGGAUCAGCUCAAAGUCUUGGCGGAAAUGUACAGUGUCCCCAUCCCAAAGAGUCGAUCAUUUUCCGACGAGACACCACUCAAAUCAAUCUCCAUGUCCCUGUCAUAUUCCUCCCCGGGUCGCCUUGGCAAGCACAUGCGCAAACUCUCGCUUGCAGCUGCUCCGAUGGAUAGGUUCACAAACAUCCCACCCAGGACCCCACGCGAAUCGAAACGAAUCAGUCUGGACCCUUCAGUGCUUGAACGCAUCCAAUCAGCGGACAGCCUAACACCACAAGCUCUACCAGUCACCCCUCUUUCGGGGAAUCCAAAGAGGAGAAGUCUUCAGAACAUACCUUACUACACGGACGAAUCGCCCACAAAGAAAUCUCGCGGACCAGUGUCUGAAUUGCAAGAGCUCCGGAGCAGAUCAUCGGGUGUGUCAGUCCCCCGCCCGAGGCACACCCGACAGAUGUCAAACAGUCCACUUGCCCUAUCCGCACUGAAGGGGUCUUGUCUCAAUACGCAUCUCAAGCGUCGUCGGCUUGCUUGUUGCCUCCUUGGUCUGCGAUUUGCUGAGCGACAUUCGAGCUACUGGACAGAGAUUUGCGAGGUCGUCGACCAACUCUGCACGGCAAUCACAUCUGAGGUGACAAAAUUACGAGAUGUUUUGAAAUCGACAAAGCGAGAGCCUCAAACGGGUUUCGCGCCACGCCAGAGACCAGAGGACACUCUUCUCGGUCAGGUGGAAAGCAUGCGAUCACAUCUCGUCGUCUUAUGGGAUCAAGUGGAAGACGUCGCAGCUCAAGUGGUUUCUGAGAACGAUCUUGAAGAUCGGUGGACUGCCAUCAGGCAAACGCUGAGGGCGAUAAAUAGGGAUUGGGAGCGUGGCAAGGAGUCUGCCACGGGAUUGAGCUCAACAGCCAAGGAACCAGAAAGGCGGCCGGAGUCUCAGGAGCAAGAGGAUCGUAUCGAGCCCCUGCCCGCAUUCAUGAGGAGAUGGUCGGAUGCGACAAGCUAUUCUGUCGACCAGGGAGAGACGAGUCAACCUGUGGAAGAGGUUCUGCCACCACCGGGCGUUGACGAGGUAUUUGAGGCGGAUAUUGGGCGGGGCAGAGUUGAGAGAACUAUGAGGUAUUCCGAAGCAGUCCCCAUGCGGAAUGGCGAAGUGGUCGAAGAGCUCAAAGGGAUGAUAGGACUGAUCCGCCAGCGCAAGGGUAUGCCAGAGUCGCGAACGUCUGAACUAGCUCCUCCUCCACAGGUGCCGACGGUCUUAUUUCCAUCGGAGGAAAUGCGUCGGGCGUUUGUAUUUCCUACCCGAGAUCGAGAUGCAUGACGCGAAAUGUCCAGU